This is a messenger RNA of Talaromyces proteolyticus, 1017 nucleotides long. Its product is annotated as putative epoxide hydrolase. Gene Ontology annotation, molecular function: hydrolase activity. NCBI's taxonomy places the organism in Eukaryota, Fungi, Ascomycota, Eurotiomycetes, Eurotiales, Trichocomaceae. The record is from RefSeq and is a predicted model, not a curated record. The coding region runs from base 1 to 1017 and encodes 338 amino acids. The transcript is spliced from 6 exons.
AUGACUUCAAAAAUCGACAAGAUCAGUUACGAAGGCGAUUCACGGGUUGAGCGGCGCAACACGAUCUUGAAUGGACGGAAAUACACCUAUCUGUAUGGCGAGCCGGCUUCAGGAAAAUGGAAAGCUACUAUUCUCUUCCUUCAUGGAUAUCCCGAUUUGGCCGUAGGAUGGCGUUAUCAGAUCCCCUAUGCCCUACAGUUGGGUUUCAGAAUCGUUGCCCCAGAUCAACUCGGCUAUGGACAAACUGAUGCUCCUGAAGAUUACAAAGAAUACGCUUUCAAAAAAAUAGCUGCAGACUUUAAGCAACUCGCCACUCAGCUUGGCGAAUCACAGAUCGUCCUUUGCGGUCAUGAUUGGGGUGCGGCAUUGGCAUACGCAAUUUAUAUCCAUCAACGCGCUCUCAUUUCGCACAUAAUCACUGUCUGCGUCCCGUAUGCGCCCCCGCGAGCAAAGUUCACUUCAUUAGACGACAUUGUCGCCAACCUGGCUCCGCACUGGGGCUACCAACUUCAAUUCCGGUCUGGCGAGGUUGAAAAAGUUGUUCGUACGAAGAAAGAUAUUCAGCAGUUUUUAUUGACCAUGUAUGGUGGGAAAACAAGCAACGGAGAAUGGGGGUUUGACCCGAGGAAGGGCAUUGCUCUUGACAAAUUAGGGCAGUUUCAGCAAUCUCGGAUUUUGAAUGGCGAGGAUCUGGAAUUCUAUUCAAGCGAAUACGCUCGCCACGGAGUCCACGGUCCAUUGAACUGGUACCGUCUCACCGAGGUUAAUCACAAUGAUGAGAAGCAGUACGCAUCACAGCCCAAUAUUGAAGUGCCGUUGCUUUUUAUUCAGGCUCUCAAGGACUUGGCCUUACCGCCUUCUAUGGGCAAGUCGAUGAAGAAGUAUAUCCCGAAAUUGACCCUCGAGCAAGUGAACACGUCGCAUUGGGCUUUGACAGAGGACCCUGAGGGGGUUAAUCGGAUUAUUGGCAGCUGGCUGGGGAAAUUUUUCCCGUCGAGUGGUAAUAGUAAGCUGUAA